This is a messenger RNA of Benincasa hispida (wax gourd), 1341 nucleotides long. NCBI's taxonomy places the organism in Eukaryota, Viridiplantae, Streptophyta, Magnoliopsida, Cucurbitales, Cucurbitaceae. The record is from RefSeq and is a predicted model, not a curated record.
AGUAAUAAUGGACUGCAAAAUGAAAACCUAUCUCCAAUGUAAAACGUUCCAAACAAGAUAGCCACCUCUUUGAUUUGCCAUUAGAUCGCGCUGUGUGUGAUUUUUCGAACUGUGUGUUGUAGUUUCUAUACCUGCCUGUGUCUUAUAUUGGUAUAAAAGUUUGAAUUUUUCACAUGUGAUGUAUUGAAGUGUUGGGCAAGGCUAUAUGGGCUCUUAAAAUAAUGAGAUGGUGGUGUAGAGACAGGGAGAAGAAGCUAUAUGUUCUUUCCUUUUGAUCAAAGUUGAUGGAAAAAGACAUUGUAAUAGGGAGGCAAAGAUGUGACAAACCCAAGAGAGAGAGAAAAAGAGAGUCAGCGUUUUGGAACUUGAAACAGUGGCAGCUAGUAGUUUGGUUGUGGAAUUUCUCACAAUUCUCUUCACUAUAUAUAAAGUGUUUUGCACUCAUAUUGCCUUGGUGUAUGCAAUCCUUGUGCCUGUUGUGGGAUCCAUAGCCCAAAAUUAAAGGUAUAUCUUUCUAGACCUGGCUCUAUCUGGCCUUAUCAACAAGAAUUCAAACAAUAACUAGAGGCCACAGAGAGGACGAAGAACAGGGUUUGCGAAUUCGUCUUUUGACAGAUGAGGAUAUUGAAUUGGAUGCAAGGGAAGAAGCCUAAUGGCAGAAAGGAGAGCAAAAGAACAACAUCAAAUUCAAUCAAGGAUGAGAUGGUGCACAAAACUCACUCAGAAGAAUUCACCAACUGGCCUCAUGUGUUGCUGGCGAUAGGAACGUUUGGAGAUGAGAAUCUGAAUCAAGCACGCCCAAAAAGGUCUCAAGAGAAUCCAUCAUCUUUCUUGCAACAACAUCUUCAAGAUCUUACACCUGAACAACUAAAUAUACUUCAAAAAGAGUUCAAUCAGUUAUUAGAUGAACACCUUGAGCAAUUGGGUCCAUCCUUGGAAUUUGAAGUCAGCAAGCAUUGUCCAUCAAACGUAUUUCUUAACAGACAAUUAAGCUUUGAAUCUGAAACAACAAAGAAUGAACUGUGUUAUGAUGAGCUGAUUAAGAAGAGCGAUAGUUUCCAGCAUGUCAUACUCCGUAAAGGCAAAGAUGUAGGUGUUGAAGCUAAUGACACUACAGUUAUUGGCAAAAGAACUUUAUCCCUCCUUCUCAAGAAGAUUUUCAUCUGUGGAGGUGGUACUGCUACCACACCUGCUGCAGUUACUCCUCCUCUGAGAAUCACAACUCUGGAAUCGAAAAUGGAGAAGGUAGAAUCCAGAACAUCCGUUAACGCUCAAAUCCUCAAAUUGCUGUUCUGGUGGGAUCAGUGUACAUAACAUUCGUAAUCUAAUAUUGAUAACUAU